Messenger RNA from Argentina anserina (silverweed cinquefoil), 4390 nucleotides. Its product is annotated as TMV resistance protein N-like. Bases 99 to 3491 code for a protein of 1130 amino acids. The transcript has 9 exons. Gene Ontology annotation, biological process: signal transduction; defense response. Gene Ontology annotation, molecular function: ADP binding. NCBI's taxonomy places the organism in Eukaryota, Viridiplantae, Streptophyta, Magnoliopsida, Rosales, Rosaceae. The record is from RefSeq and is a predicted model, not a curated record.
UCUUGCCUAGUUUUGACUUCACAUUGAUUCGAUCGAACCUAGCAGCAGGAAACCAUGAUCAAGCUUCUUACCUAAUUCAACCAAACAGCUCAGAUCUAAUGACUCUCCAACUGGUAGAUUCAUCCCCAUCUUCUUCCUCCACAUGUUCACACAAGUACGAUGUGUUUCUGAGUUUCAGAGGCCAGGAUACUCGCCACGGUUUCACAGGUCACUUGUACAACACUUUGGUUCAAAGUGGGUUCACCACAUUCAAAGACGAUGAUGAGCUUCGAAGAGGAGAGUUGAUUGCAACAGCACUUCUCCGAGCCAUUGAAGAAUCAAAGCUCUCUCUCAUUGUCUUCUCUGAAAGCUAUGCAUCCUCAAGGUGGUGUUUGGAUGAACUGGUUCAUAUCAUUGAAUGUAAAAGAUGGAAGAACCAAAUGGUUCACCCGAUAUUUUACAAGGUCAAUCCCUCAGACGUAAGACACCAGACAGGUAAAUACGGUGAGGCACUUGCAAGACAUGAGCUCAGAUUCGAAGAUGACAAGGACAGGGUGUUAAGAUGGAGAGCAGCUCUAAAAGAAGCAGCAGAUUUAUCUGGGUCGCAUUUCUCUGGCCUCGGGUAUGAAUAUGAAUACGAAUUUAUUGGUGAAGUUGUUAGAGAGAUUUCUAGCCGAGUGAAGAGAGGUACCAAGUUGAAUAUGCCAGAGUGCCAAGUUGGAUUAGACUUGCGGCUGCGGCAUAUGCUUGAAAUUUUAGAUGUUGAGGCAAAUGAUGUACGGAUGGUAGGAAUAUGGGGAAUUGGCGGAAUAGGCAAGACAACAGUUGCUAAAGCCGUUUACAAUGAAAUUGCCCAUAAGUUUGAUGGUUGCUGCUUUUUGGCAGAUGUAAGAAAGGGUUCAGAGCAACAUGGAGGUCUAGUGAAGCAACAAAAUAAACUUCUCUCUAGCAUUGUGCGACUGAAAGAAUUGAAAAUAAACAAUCUUCAUGAAGGAGCGACUAUAUUGCGUAAAACAUUGAGACAGAAAAGGAUUCUCUUAGUUGUUGACGAUGUGAGUAAAGAGGAACAGUUAAAGAAUUUAGUUGGGGGAACUGAUUGGUUUGGUCGUGGUAGCAGAAUUAUCAUAACAACAAGAGAUAAGCGUCUGUUGACUGUUCAUGGUGUCAAUCCCAUUUACAAUGCCACUGAACUAGUUUAUGAUGAAGGUUUUGAGCUCUUUUGUUCAAUAGCCUUCAAAACGAAGAGAGAUUUGUAUGAUAGUGAGAAACUGCUAGUUGAUACUGUAGUUGAAUAUGCUCAAGGGGUUCCACUAGCACUGGAAGUUGUAGGUUCAAAUCUAUCCACUAGACCUUUACGCAGAUGGCAAGAUAUGAUAGAUUGUUACAAGAGAUGUCAACCUGAAGGCAUUCAAGGUAUUCUCAAAGUCAGUUAUGAUGGACUUGAAGACACGGUGAAAGAAGUGUUCCUCGACAUCGCAUGUUUCUUCAAAGGUUGGAAUACCAAUGAUGUGAUAAAAAUACUUGAAGGCUGUGGCCGCAUCAAUGCUAUGGAAAGUAUUGCAAUUCUCGAAGAGAAGGCCCUCAUAACUGCUCCUGAAUUUGGUCAAAUAAGUAUGCAUGAUUUGCUAGAAGAGAUGGGGAAAGAAGCAGUUGAUAAUCAAGAGAAAGAUCCCAGAAAGCGUAGCAGAUUAUGGAAUCACACUGAUGUCCUCCAAGUUCUAACAGAAAACAGCGGAACAAGUAAAAUUGAAGGCAUAAUAGUAAAGAUGCCUACAGAAGUUGCUGCGAUCCACUUGCACCCUAAAUGCUUCAAAAGGAUGGAAAAUCUUAAAAUCUUUAUAAACAUCAAUGGGCGGUUUGUUGGAAAGGUUGACUAUUACCCAAAACAAUUGCGGGUGCUUGAUUGGCCUGAAUGCCCCUUGCAAUAUUUGCCCUCUAAUUUGGAUAUGAAGAAAAUGAUUCACCUUAAAAUGCCUGGCAGCCACAUCUCACAUCUUGGAGAGGGAAUCAAGGGUAUGCAAAAUCUGACAUCCUUAAAUUUGGGGGAAUGCAAAUUCCUGACACAAAUCCCCGACGUGUCUGGAAGCCCAAAUUUAAAAAUCCUAGAUCUAGGCUAUUGUACAAGUUUAGUGGAUGUUCACCCUUCCGUUGGAUCCCUUGAAAAGCUUGUUGAGCUGAAUCUUGAAUUAUGCUCGAACCUUGUGAAGCUACCUGAAAAUGUCCACUGGAGAUCCCUUGAAUACCUUAAUCUUAGUUGGUGCAGUAGGCUGGAGAGUUUCCCUGAAAUUGUGGGAGAGAUGAAAUGCAUGAAAGAGUUGAUUCUAUGGGAUGCUGGCAUCAAAGCAUUGCCUUCGUCCAUUCGGAAUCUGAUUAACCUUGAAGAGUUGACGAUAAAUAAGUGCAGAAACCUCACAGGUCUACCCUGCAGCAUGUAUGAGUUGCACAAGUUAAGAAAGGUUGCGGUGGUGAAGUGCCAAAAACUUGUAACAUUCCCAAAUAACGUUUCACAUGACGACCAUGGUCACUCUUUCUCAGGAUGCAGGCCAAUGGACAAUUUGGAUUGUCCUUGUGAUCACUUCAGUGCAAGAGGAUGCAAUUUAUCUAAUGCUGAUUUCAUGGCGUCCCUUGAUUGUGCAUCCACUUUAAGUCAUAUUGAUUUUUCAGGAAACCCCUUUGUUGUUUUACCCGAAUGCAUCAAGGAUUUUGUCAAUUUGAGGAGACUUAAUUUGAGCGACUGCAGGUGGCUCGUAGAAAUUCCAGAGCUUCCACCAGGUAUGGUAGAGUUGGAUGUGAGAGAUUGCGUAUCAUUGCAAAGAAUUUCAAAGUUGUCAAACAUUUUGGAGCGUCAAGAAUCACAGAUGAUUAAGGAGAUGGACUUGACUAAUGGCUGGAGACUGUGUCAAAAUUUGGUUGAGAUGGCAAACGAAGAAUAUGAUGAGGCAGGCGCUCAUUUCUUUUGUUGUCUCCUAUCUUCUCAGCUAUCUGAAUUCAGAAUUAGAUUUCCAGUUCCAAGAAGCGAGGUUCCAAAGUGGUUCACCUGUCAAAUGGAUUUCAAGGGGCAUCGGGGGUUUGAGUUUUUGAUUGAAACACUCCCAAAUUUCAAAUGGGAUAGCACAGGAUUGGCUCUCUGUGUUUCUGUUGAUAAUAAGCGGCUCAGUUUUGAGUUAUAUAUUUACAUCAAUGAAAUACUUGUUGUUUCACAAGAAGCUGGAUAUGUUGCUUCAGAUAAUGUGUUGGUGCAGUACAUUCCGUUCCAUGAAAUGUGGCAGUUUGAUUAUAGGCGGCCAUUGCCACCCUUUACAUGUCGAUUGAUCAUUUCUGAAAGCUACCAUCUUACGCAGCCCUUAAAAAGCUGUGGGGUCCACCUUGUGAUGCCACCCAAUGAAGAUGUUUGUAUGCAGCUCAUCUGUGCAGAGAACUUCCACAGUAAUAUGUCUUGGGAUGAAAGACACGAGAACAAGAACUGGGAAAAUUAUGGUCCCAAACAGGGGGAGUGCUCCGCUCCCACUUAACGUUUAGUGAAUUGAGUUUCGUCAUUUGGAACCAUACGCUGUUCUAAUAUGCAUACUUAGUAAACCAGCUUAUCAGUUGACUCUUCACAUUUCCAUGUUCAUUGGCAGUCUUAUCUUAGCUACUGAAAGGUUUAAAUAACAACUAACAAGAAGUUGGGAUAUGAGAAGAAGGGUUUCUUCCAGAAGACAAAGCACCACCUUGACUGCCCAAGCUUGACUUUGAAGAGGGACAUCGUUGUAGUAUAUUUAAAUCAAAUUGCACCCAGUGGCUUGCAAUGGAGAUUUGGGUUUACAGGAACCACUUUGACUUGUUUCUUUUUGCCGUGGUGGUUUUGGAGUACAGGACAGCUAGCUGAACAUCAUUGUGUCAGAAUCUGACGGCAAAAUACAAAAUGUGGAUCAGCUGACUAGGAAUGCAUUCCACUCACAGUUUUGAGAUUGUGGGAAUAGCACACUGACAUGGAGAAUGAUCUCCCCGAAAUUUCAAAUGAAAAGAUACAUGCAAGAUUACCUGUCACAAUUGUCUGUGUGGCUGCUGAAUCCUCUAUGCGUAUGCCAUAGCAAAAUUGCAGCAGGAGUCAUCAGCUCGUACCAAAUCAUGUGUAUGGCUGCAGCAACUCCAUUUGUUAUAAUCUUGUAUAUGCGUUGUGUCUACUGCUGCUUUCUAGUAGAUAAGUCUGGAGUCUUUAGAGCCGCGUUUUGGUGUGCCUGGGAUGCUGCAGUGUGCACGCAGUAAUGCCAUGACAACAGGAUGCAAAUUAAACCUUCUUUAGGUGGUAGUAUGUGGACCAUGAACCUCAGAAAGGUUUGGACAUUUGGUGGUCAAAUUUUUCAAUCACUAGCCAUGACUCGUGAGGAAAUUAUAAUGCUAAAGAUUUCAGAGAAUAAUCCUUGAGCUA